Messenger RNA from Thermothielavioides terrestris NRRL 8126, 3594 nucleotides. RefSeq lists its product as uncharacterized. The record is from RefSeq and is a predicted model, not a curated record. Gene Ontology annotation, biological process: protein dephosphorylation. The coding region runs from base 485 to 3577 and encodes 1030 amino acids. Gene Ontology annotation, molecular function: protein tyrosine phosphatase activity. NCBI's taxonomy places the organism in Eukaryota, Fungi, Ascomycota, Sordariomycetes, Sordariales, Chaetomiaceae. The transcript is spliced from 2 exons.
GCGGCCUUCGAGAAAACCGUCGCUCGACGACAUCACGAGCCAGGAGUAGUAGACUUUACUCUGCCUCACCCCCGACUCAGGUCCCCCACGCGACCCCACGGAAGCCGUCUCUACAACGAAGGCGAAGGUCAGGAACUUCGCCAAGCCUGAGCCCGCUCUCAGGUGGCCGGGCAAGCACGAGCACGCGAGUGCUUGAGAGGACAGUGUCCUUGGACACAGCCGCCACCGCUGACCUCGCCUCCCAAUCUACAGCCAGCAGACAGAUUUCGCAGAGAUUAUGCAUCUUCCCCUGCUUCCCGAGACUUCCACUUGCCGUCCACUCAGCAUGGCGGCUUGAUGAGCGGUUGUGGCCACAGCCUUUCGAUCGCGACUCACGGCGGCGUUAAGAGGCAGCAGCGCCGCGUCUCUCGCCGGCGUCUUGCUCGGCCUCAAGCACACCAUGCCACCGGAGCAGAGAGCCAGCGACCGGCCCUGUUAUUAUACCAUGAGGACCCCGGGGCCGGUCCCAGCAGUUAGUCCUCAGGGGCUCGCUGCUCAUUCGCGCUCGAGCCCUCAGACAUACGUUCACAGCAGCAAGGCAACUACUUCUCCCGUCGCCUCGCCGCGACUGCCGCACCCGGCCAAGCUGUCCCCGGGAGCCUCUCGCGGUGCCGCUCAUGAUCCUCAGAUGCCGAGUCCCAACUACUUCGGGCUUGACAUCGAACCUACGACUGACCCGCGCGAUUCGUGCCAGCUACCGCGCGAGAAUUGGAGCCCGCCAACCUCCUCAGUCAAAUCGUUUGCCGCAGUCCUAUCGAAGCAGCUGCCUCUGGAUGCGAACCCGGAAUUUGAAGCCUUCCGGCGGCAGGCAGAUGUAAACCGCGCGAGAGCGGCUUUUAGUCUAUCAACCUCGCACUUCGGCGGCGCAGCUGGUGGUGUUCACGCUACGUCCGCGUCGACGGCGUCUGCUGCUCCGCAGCGCCCCCGGCCUCCGAAGUGGCACACCCACGGGGGCGAUGGGUCCGACUUUCCGUCCCCUCGCCCGCCGCCCCUUGCUCCUCUUGCUCCCGGGUCGUCCGGCCUACAGGACGUUGCCGACAGCAGGGCUGUCCGGGACGCAGACCGGUUGUUACAGGAGGACUCCGCGUAUAUCUCCGCGGAUUCCAAGCGCAGCUCAACCGUGUCGCUGAACCCACCUUCAAUCUUGAGUAUGCCCAGGCAAGACGUCGCCCCGCGAAACUCGCCGUCGCCCUUCCCGCCCCCGGACCGUGAGGGAGCGGAUUCUGCGGCAGCGAGGGUGGCUGGCCGCCCAUGUCCGCCGAGUCGCAGUGGGAGCAAUUCGCCGUCCCCCAUCUCGCCGCAGCAGCCUCUGGCUGCCGCCGCUCCUCAAUCACCCGGGGCAGCCGGCCCCUCCAUGAUAUCCCCGGCGGGCUUGAGAGAGCUCCUCGAGGGGGAUCAGGGUGCAAACGUCUUGCUCCUGGACCUCCGAGUCUCACCACAGUACAUGCAGGCGAGGAUCCGAGGCGCACUGAACCUCUGCAUCCCGACGACCUUGCUGAAGAGGCCAGCUUUCAAUCUGCAGAAGCUGCAGCAAACCUUCCAGUUGGAUCUGGACCAGGAAAAGUUCGCCAACUGGCGAAAUGCGACCCACAUUGUGGUGUAUGGCGCUUCGUCCGCCGACCAGCGAGAUGCCGUCUCGGCCCACAACAUGAUCAAGAAGUUCACCAACGAGGGCUACUCGGGCCCGGCCAGCAUAUUGCACGGAGGCUUUGACGCAUUCGCCGCAUCGUACCCGAGCUUGGUCGACUCUUCCUCUUCUGGGCCGUCGCCGGCCCUGUCGCUCGGGGCUCGCUCCGUGUCUAGUGGUCUGCGGCCUGAUCUCCCUCCGGUGUUCGGGGGAGUUCUGCUGCCGAGCGCAAACGACAACCCCAGCCCGUUCUACAACAACAUCCGGCAGAACCAGGACCUGGUUGACGGUGUUGGUCAGAUGGCUAUCGGCGUACCGCCAGGGCUCGCCCGGGACAGCCUCCCGCGUUGGCUCAGAGAAGCAGUCGAAGCCGGUGACCAAGGCAAGAAGGUCUCGGAUAGGUUCCUGCGCAUCGAACUCGCAGAGCAGUCGCGCAUGAGGGAGGCCUAUUCUGUCGGCAGCUCGACCUUGGCCGGCAAGACUGCCGAGGAAGCGACAGCCAGGGUCCAGCUGUCAGGCAUCGAAAAGGGAGGGAAGAACAGGUACAAGGACAUCCUGCCCUUUGAACACGCAAGAGUAAGGCUUCUCGGCCGCCCGGAAGGCGCCUGUGACUACGUCAAUGCUAGUCAUGUCCGAUCCCGUCGUACAAACAAGCGGUACAUUGCGAGCCAGGGUCCGCUGCCGGCUACCUUUGAGGACUUCUGGUCGGUGGUUUGGGACAACGACGUGCGGAUCAUUGUCAUGUUGACGGCCGAGUCUGAAGGUGGCCAGCUGAAGUGCCAUCCAUACUGGAAAGGCGGGGACUUUGGCCCCUUAAAGCUGCGCGUCUUGUCCGAGAAGAAGGUCUCGCUGGACAUGGACAGGCGCCCGUCGCCCCCGAGCACGGCGGCCGAUGGGCCGAUGAGCAGCUUGGCGCAGACCUCGGCGACAGAUCCCUUCCUGCACGAAGCCCCGCGUCGGCGUGCGAAUACGGCGACCAUGCUCGGCUCGGGCGCAUCCAUGCCUAAUCCGUUCAAUUUCGCCUCACAGGUGACCGGGGCCCCCGACCCGCCCUUUGCCAUCAUUCGGAAGUUCGCGCUGAGCCACGCGGCGCACCCGUUUUCGCCCAUACGCGAGAUCACACAGCUUCACUACCCGUCGUGGCCCGAUUUCGGUGCCCCUGCGCAGCCCAGCCACCUCCUGGCCCUCGUCGAGCUCGCAAACGUCAUGCAGCGCGCCGCGCUCCCGGUCGUCGAGCCGGGAUCCCUCCAUUUGGCUUCUACCUCGUGCCAUAACAGCGGUCCCUCCGGCGACGGUACGGGCAGCCUCUCUACGCGUCGACAAGGCGUCCAUAGUAGCAGCAGCUCCCCUGGACAGAAGAGGGCGGAUGGCAGCAGCGUGCUCCCGAGUUGGAUUGAUGGACCGGAGCAGAGCGAACAUGCCCGGCCGAUGCUGGUGCAUUGCUCCGCCGGUUGUGGCCGAACGGGCGCCUUCUGCACGGUCGACAGCGUCAUCGACAUGCUCAAGCGUCAGAGGCAGCACCUGUUGAGCCGUUCCCGCAAUGGCAGUGCCGGUUCGGCGACGGGGGAGAACUCCUCGGACUGCAAAGGGAACGGAGACGUCGUCAUGGGUGACGAGGGAACAGCCGCUGUCGGCGGCGCUGGGGUGGCCCGGCAUCGUGACGGCGGGAACCCGUGCGAAGCCAAUCUGAAUCCAGACAUUGACACGAGCUGGUUGGAUAACGACGACAUCGAUCUGAUUGCGCAGACCGUGGAGGAGUUCCGCAGCCAGAGAUUGAGCAUGGUCCAGAGCUUGCGGCAGUUUGUGCUCUGCUACGAGACUGUGCUUGAGUGGAUUCGGCGGCUCCAGGAGUCCGGCGCUGCAGGCAUCGACAUGCGAGGAAGAACGAGGAGCGGGAGUUUAGCCCUUUGAGGCAGCAUCCUGGUGUA